Messenger RNA from Culex pipiens pallens (northern house mosquito), 3190 nucleotides. It is a transcript of the gene DopEcR, whose product is annotated as G-protein coupled receptor 52. Bases 902 to 1885 code for a protein of 327 amino acids. Gene Ontology annotation, molecular function: G protein-coupled receptor activity; peptide binding. NCBI's taxonomy places the organism in Eukaryota, Metazoa, Arthropoda, Insecta, Diptera, Culicidae. Gene Ontology annotation, cellular component: membrane. The transcript is spliced from 5 exons. Gene Ontology annotation, biological process: G protein-coupled receptor signaling pathway. The record is from RefSeq and is a predicted model, not a curated record.
UCGUGAGAGUCCGCCGUGAGCGCAAGGUGAAAAACCAGCAGAACCAGCAGCAGCAGCCAGGAUAUUCGUGUUUGCUUUAAAUUGAACAAGGUGAACAGAGACACCCCCCCUAGAAAAAGGAUAGUUUUGGUGGGGUUUUUGUGAAAAUUCAGGAAAAUUUACGCCGAAAAACGGUGUGGCGUGGGCGUGUGCGGGAAAAUUUGCAAGGAAAAAGCUGAAUUUUCGUGCUGGAAACCAAAGAUUGUGUGGGGCUUUUCCGAGAGGGGGGCGAGCUCGUUUUUUUUGGGGUUAAUGUUAGUCUGUGCGUACGUGUGUGUGUGUUGUUCAGUAAAUAUAACAUGGCUGUAAAGUAGCAGUAAAAGCGAGGAAUACAUAACAAGAAGGAAAAUCCGAAGGAAUUUGGUCGAUUUUUACGAGUUUCACUUAAAAAUCGAAUCGAGGAAAAUCGACGAGGAUCAAGGAUAGAAAAAAAAAACAAAGGAAAACAGCUCACGAGUGAAUCCAAGUGAAGCAGAGUCGAAAUCAUUUUUGGGAAAAUCCCGUGGAAAACAGAGGGCGUGCAAAGCCCCGUGUGAGUGUGGUUGUGCGCUCGGGGAGUUCUCAAGGAUAUACAGCAGGAGGAUAUCAGUAACAGUAGCAGCAGCAGCAGCAGUGUGAAGGAAUUUCCACAACAACACCAGCAGCAGCAGACCCACCACAGAGUGAGAUUGAUUCCCAGACCCAUCAUCGGCAGUCAAUCGGCACGGCACGGUCAAUGAGUGCCAAUCAAUGUGCGUAGCUUCCAGCCCGGUGAUCCACCACAGGGACUCAUCGUCGUCGUCGUCAUCGGACUUUGUCGAACAACUCAGGUGCGGAUCGCCAGCCAAUUUUCUUUCUUCCGGUGCCAACAAGUCAUGACCGGAUGCGAGGGGUUACGAUGCACGGGCUGAGUCCACUGCAAUCCGGCUCAACCCUGGAGGCACUCACGCAGGCAACCAUCAUUCUCAUCUUAGCGGUCGCCAUCAUUCUAGCCAACCUCAUUGUAGUUGCUACAUAUCUUAACUUUAAGGGUCCCCACGAGGUCAUAAACUAUUACCUGUUGUCGCUGGCCGUCGCCGAUCUGCUAUGCGGUCUGUUCAUCGUGCCUCUCUCGGUCUAUCCGGCUUUCUAUGGCCACUGGGUGUACGGGGACGUGGUGUGCCGGUUGGUCGGCUACCUCGAGGUCACCCUCUGGUCGAUCUCGGUGUACACGUUCAUGUGGAUCUCCGUCGAUCGCUAUCUCGCAGUUAGGAAACCGCUGCGCUAUGAAACGAUCCAAACUAAAACCAGAUGCCAAUGCUGGAUGGCGUUCACGUGGAUCUCGGCCGCGAUGCUAUGCUGUCCACCGCUGCUCGGCUACAAUAAGGCCAUCUACGACAAUGACACCCACAUCUGCAUGCUCGAGUGGGGCAACAUGGCCGCCUAUAGUGCAACGCUGGCAAUCCUGGUCCUGGGGCCGAGUGUAAUCUCGAUCGUGUACAACUAUGGCUAUAUCUUUACGAUGAUGCGUAAAGUGCGAUCGGGAGCACCGAUCCAUGAUAAGGAGUACGCCACGGCACUGGCCGAGAAUCUGGCCAAUCCGAGCCACUGUAUGUCAUUUGCAUUGGUGUUCUCAUUCUGGGUCUCGUGGGGUCCGUACAUGGGCUUGCGGAUCUACGAGCUGAUCACGGACGAACCGUACGAGAACCACCUCAUCCAGUUCGGCGCCGUCUGGCUCGGCAUCCUCAACUCGUUCUGGAAGAUCAUCAUCAUGACGAGCAUGUCGCAGCAGUUCCGGCUCCUGGUGCGGUUACUCUUCCUCACGAUCUGCUGCAAAACCAAGGGCCGCCUCCAGGCCGAACUGAUCGGGCUCGAUCCGGACGACUAAGCCACACAUUCUAAAGAGCGAGAGAGCAAAACAAUCACCAGCCGCCACUCCUGUUAAGCCAGUCAUUGGUCGCAACGCCAAUAAAGGACGCUCACCUAACCUCACCACCACCAUCUUCCGGGACAGCAUGCGAAACCAAGCGUGGACAGCAAACUUCAAUUACAUUGUUGUACUUUUAAAACAUCCGUCAAACACCUAGCUAACGAUUACACUAAACUUAAGGGCUCUUAGUCGGAUAGGAGUGUGCGAGCGCUUCUAAGAAAUCUCAUCGGAAGGGCGGUUUUUAAGACAAAACAAGAAAACACUGUAGUAAAUCUCAGAACAAUCAUUCUCUUAGCAUACAAGGUAACGUAACGUAACGGUGUUUAAACAUUGUACUUAUUAGUAGUGUUUCUUUGGGUGCGGGAAGAAAACAUUCUGAAUGUUGCUAGAAACUGCGAGCAGGUGUCAGUGUUGCCAGGAUGCUAAAUGCCUAGUUUGGAAACAAACCUACAUGACUUCACGGGAAUAAUCGAACGUUUCUGAAAAAGACGUCAAAAUUAGUUCCCAACAAGUUUGCUGACGUAUGAUUUUCCAUGGAGGAAAAUCAGUUCCCAAAAUCGUGAACAAGUGUUCAUGAAAUUGGGAACCACAAACAAAGUGUUUUUAAAAAACGUACAUGGAAUUUAAACACAUCGUUCGUGGUUCCCGAUUUCAUGAACGUUUGUUUACAAUUUUGGGAACUGAUUUUUCUCCGUGUAGGAAUUCGUAGUUUAAAAAGAGAUCCAAUUCUGCAGGGUCUGACUUUUUAUUGACAUUUUCAAGUGAGUUUAACUUGGAUAAGGCUGUGGAGUCGGGUAGCGUUUAGAGCGUCUCCGACUCAGCCUUUUAAAAGUUUAACAAGCUCUCCAAAAAGACCCGACUCCAACGACUCUGACUUCGACUACAAUAAAAACCCCCAUAAAAAGAUGCUGAUGAUUUAGUGACUCCGACUCUAACUCCAGCUUCUCAGAUGUUGGUGACUCCGACACUGGAUCCUCAAAAAGACCCGGCUCCACCAACAUCGGCUCCGACUCGCCAGUCCUGAUGAAAUCGACGUUUGCAUAAACUCAACUACCACGAAUGUUCGCUGAAUGAUGCUCAUGAAUUCGUGAAAUUUUAUUCACGAUUUAAUGAAUGGAAUUCAUGGAUUCAUGAAAGCUAUCACAAAACCGUAAACUCAAUCAAAACACCAUAUUGAAAGCAUGCAAUUUUCGGUACAAUCUUUCAAACCGGAACUGUCAAACGGUUAUUAACUACUGUCAGCUGAGGUAAACGUCACAUGUG